Molecule: messenger RNA, 2899 nt
Organism: Glossina fuscipes
Lineage: Eukaryota; Metazoa; Arthropoda; Insecta; Diptera; Glossinidae
Exons: 1
Source: RefSeq, a predicted model, not a curated record
UUUGAUCAAACAAGUAAUCAUGAUUUUUUCUCAUUUGCUGAAGUUGAUUGUAUUCAGGCUGUUCAGACUAAAAGCAAUGAACAGGAAUGCGACAACGAAGAUCAUUAUGUAGAAAUUGAUGUUUUGACAAGUGUUAGCCAAAACGAUUGCAGCUACAUUGAGGAUACGAGGCAGUAUUACAGACAGCAACCGCAAGAGUGCGUUGUAAAAAAAUGCGAACAUGAUUGUCAAUCGUCCCCAGCAUCCAUUUCUUCGGCCGCCUCUUCUGUUACGUCAUCGUGGUCCUCAUGCACACAUAACAAUAAACAACAUCGUUUACUCGGACUUUCAGCGAUGCAGUGCAGUAAUCUCUAUCAUCAAGUCCAUUCUCACCAUCAUGAACGUCCUCAGCUAUCACAACCACAACAGGAUCAACAGCAACACCAAAAGUAUUAUAAUUUCUUAAAUAGCUCGUUGAAAAAUUCCAAUAUUUUGCGUAAUACUCAGAAACAAUAUCGGCGUAAGUUAUUUGCUUUAAACUUUAUGUUAAAAAAUUUUAUAACCUAUCGCUUUAAAUAUGACGUACUUUAGCAGGUCUUUAAAUUAAGAUGUAUAUAAUAAUUGUUAGAAGCUGCAAUUAGAGUAAGUGGAAGUUAACGAGGAGAAGGUGAGAGUUGAUUGCAGGGAGGAAGACUUGCAAUAUUUAGGUCCUUUCUUAAUUUUAUUAUCAUAUUUAUCUUGAUGGAUGAUUAAGAUUUUCCUUUAUUACGAUAAAGUUUUUGAUUCAUCGAUAAUUUAAUGCGCUUGACUUUGCUCGGCGAUGUGGGGUGAAAUUCCAAAUUGGUUGUAUUUGAAAUACUUACGUCCAGACUUUUACAAAGGCAAAUGUAGAAGACGCAAAUUUUUAUACGUUAUACCAUAAAUUUAAAUCCUUUAAUUCUCGAAAAUUUUUUAUUUGAAAAUAUUGUUUGAUUUAAAACUAGCUUUUCAGUCGAUCUGCUUUUGUUAAGAAUCUUCAGGUAUCAAUCUCUGUUGAGUGUACACUCAUACUUUUGUGAUUUCUCCCCCACACGUAGUUCUAUACUUUGUUUAAGAUUUCGCAGACAUGAUCUCUUCGUUUCAUGGCACUUAACAGAUUCGACUUCAUGUGCCUGCACUAAUCGAUGGAUUUUAAUGGUCUUUCCGAUAUGUGUGCCUUGCAGGAAUGCUCGGUCUUAGCUGCUUCGGUCGAUGAAAUGCUGUAAACGUGCCAGUCUCUUAGGGGUCAUUUAGCCGCUCUCCCGUAUGCUAGUUAUGUUCUUACGAAAUAAUGUAUAAAAUCACGUUGAUCGCUGUCUUGCAAAUUUGUUCCAACUUUGUUGGUUGAAGUUGUCUGGCAUGAUUUUGUCGUUGUGUCAAUUCGGGUUAUUAGGACAAAUGUAGUCCCCAUUUUCAGCGUUAGGCAUUCAAGUUCUGGUUUUGUAAUGCUUGCUCGCGCUCUUCCGGGUAUGCCUUGACUAACUACUACAGGGCUUUUUCUUUUGGCUGUGUACGCAAAUGUAUACAUGCCCUUGAAAUGCCCUGAUGCAAUGUGCAAGAUAACUUUGGUUGCUGCUCUUAAGUCAGAUAGACCGACGACUGUGAAAUAACUACAUUGGUUUUAGAAUCUUAUCUGUGAUAAAUAUUCUCCUCAAAUAGCGUGUCGGGCUUUGAAACAUUGGGUGAUAAUAAUCUUUGUUAUACAAUUGGUUUUCUCCAGGAGCUUUUAUCUUGUGUACGAAAUUCUUCCCCUAAUCAAAAAGCAAUUUCCAGAAUAUAUUUCAUAUCGCAUUGUAUCUAUCCUCAGCGCUAAUUCAUUAACACGAUUAUAUACGAAAAAGUUGACUCUUACUUAAUCUUAAUUUUUCCUCUACCUUUGUUCAUUACAUGCAGUAUGACGGACUUGUCUGGAGUCUGUAAUUUUUAUAUUCAAGCUUUUUCAACCGGGAAAAUCAAUUGACGGCGAACGCGAUGUCUACUUGCGUUAAAGAUCCAGCCUAAAAAUAAAAAUUGAAAAAUGAUCAUUUCUUUCUACGGUUGGUUGGUUUACUAUUGUGAUUUCGUUCAGUCGACUAAUUCAACUUCGGAUAAGAAUUCACCAAAGAUAGAAAGAAUUUAUUGCAAAACGAGCAGAGAUUUUUCUCACAUUAACCUGAAACGUGUGAGAUCAAAAUCUCUUAAUUACGACUACUUUGUUUCCGACCAUUGUGACUAGCUUAAGAGUUUUAAUUUCAGUCUUGAUUUGGGUUGUAUCACGUAGCGUCACAGUAGCGUUUUCCGUUUUAUUUUGCUGUUGAGACUUGAACACAAAUUGUAAUGGAUAGACAUCAGACGGAUAGUCGGACAGAGCGCAAUAGAUCGUGAUUAGGACGAACACUAUUGAAAAUGGUUCUGAUCGGUGCAUUUUUUCGACCACUCCCCCAUAUAACGCCUUAUUCUGAAAAUUCGUUGUAUGGAAAAAAAUUGCAAAUUUUAAAAUUUCUCGUCAAAAGCCGCUAGGUAAUAGUAUUUCGCUAUUCUAAAUUGGUAUGCAAACUUUGCACCGGCUAGAGCAAUUUUUGAACCUCCUCUCAUAUAGCGAAAACUGAAGUUCGCACGGCAAAAAGAUACAAUUUUCGUCAUGAAGCGUUGCAAUUAAAUAGCAAUUUAAGACAAAAAAUUAACUGUAGCAAAUUUCGACCAUCUCGGCCUAUUUUUUGGAUUCUACCUUAAUAAGGAAGCUCAUAUAAAAAGUUUUUGCGGUUUUUUUCGCGGCAUAGUGUUAAUGCCUAUAUAUCGGGAAAUACUCAUCUGGUUGUCUCAAACAAACAUGUGCUCAAAAGUUCACAUUUCAGCUUACAUUUCUUGUGAAGAUAGUUUUAUAAUUCUUUGCUCGUUUAAAAAGAUUUAUUGAUUUGAAAAU